This is a messenger RNA of Rattus norvegicus (Norway rat), 2057 nucleotides long. The record is from RefSeq and is a predicted model, not a curated record. NCBI's taxonomy places the organism in Eukaryota, Metazoa, Chordata, Mammalia, Rodentia, Muridae.
CAGGGGCGGGCAGGGCCUUGCUGGGCCAGGUAGGGGAGGCCUUAGGCUCCUCUCCUGCUCAGCUCCAACUCUGCAAAGUUUGCUUCAACUGCAGCCAGAGCUGUGCUGACGCGUGUGGAGUAGCAGGAUGAACAGAAGUUCCGACCCGGAGGUCACCGUCUCGGCGGCUCGUUCCUCCAUUGGUCAGUGUCCCGGAGGCACCCUACAGGUGCGCAGAGAACCCGGCCAACUGCCCGCGUGCAUUCAUGAUUGUUCAUCUCUGACCGUGUGGUGGCAGAGGUUCCUUCAGUGGUGCCCUGUCCACCGUGCCUGUCCACGACCUGGGGACAACUGUCAUCAAAGAAGUUCUGCAGAGGGCCAAGGUGGCUACUGAAGAGGUGUUUGAGGCGGACACGUUUUGACCGCAGCCAGAGCUGUGCUGACGCGUGUGGAGUAGCAGGAUGAACAGAAGUUCCGACCCGGAGGUCACCGUCUCGGCGGCUCGUUCCUCCAUUGGUCAGUGUCCCGGAGGCACCCUACAGGUGCGCAGAGAACCCGGCCAACUGCCCGCGUGCAUUCAUGAUUGUUCAUCUCUGACCGUGUGGUGGCAGAGGUUCCUUCAGUGGUGCCCUGUCCACCGUGCCUGUCCACGACCUGGGGACAACUGUCAUCAAAGAAGUUCUGCAGAGGGCCAAGGUGGCUACUGAAGAGGUGUUUGAGGCGGACACGUUUUGACCGCAGGUUCCUUCAGUGGUGCCCUGUUCACCGUGCCUGUCCACGACCUGGGGACAACUGUCAUCAAAGAAGUCCUGCAGAGGGCCAAGGUGGCUCCGGAAGAGGUGUCAGAGGUCAUAUUUGGACACGUUUUGACCGCAGGCUGUGGGCAGAAUCCUACUCGACAAGCCAGUGUGGGUGCGGGGAUCCCCUACUCGGUGCCAGCAUGGAGCUGCCAGAUGAUCUGUGGCUCGGGCCUAAAAGCCGUGUGCCUUGCAGCUCAGUCCAUAGCCAUGGGUGACUCCACCAUCGUGGUUGCUGGAGGCAUGGAGAACAUGAGCAAGGCCCCUCACUUGGCUCACCUGAGAUCAGGAGUGAAGAUGGGUGAGGUGCCACUCGCCGACAGCAUCCUCUGUGAUGGCCUCACAGAUGCGUUUCACAACUACCACAUGGGCAUCACAGCUGAAAACGUAGCCAAAAAAUGGCAAGUGAGCAGAGAGGCCCAGGACAGGGUUGCCGUUGUGUCCCAGAAUAGGGCGGAGCAUGCGCAGAAAGCUGGCCACUUUGACAAGGAGAUUGUGCCAGUGCACGUGUCUUCUAGAAAAGGUCUUGCUGAAGUGAAAAUCGAUGAGUUUCCUCGUCAUGGGAGUAACCUUGAAGCCAUGAGCAAGCUGAAACCUUACUUUCUUACUGAUGGGACUGGAACGGUCACAUCUGCUAAUGCAACAGGAAUGAACGAUGGCGCCGCUGCUGUGGUUCUUAUGAAGAAGACUGAAGCUGAGAGUCGGAUGCUGAAACCUUUAGCACAAGUGGUCUCCUGGUCACAAGCCGGUGUGGAGCCUUCUGUCAUGGGCGUAGGACCGAUUCCAGCCAUAAAGCAAGCUGUUGCAAAGGCAGGCUGGUCCCUACCUGAUGUUGAUGUGUUUGAAAUCAACGAGGCCUAUGCAGCUCUCUCUGUUGCAAUAGCCAAAGAGCUUGGAUUAAACCCCGAGAAGGUGAACAUCGAUGGAGGAGCCAUUGCCUUGGGACAUCCUCUGGGAGCAUCUGGCUGUAGGAUUCUAGUGACCUUGUUACACACCCUGGAGAGAGUGGGUGGGACUCGUGGUGUUGCAGCCCUGUGCAUUGGGGGUGGGAUGGGGAUCGCAAUGUGUGUUCAGAGAGGGUGAGCCACCACCCUUACAGUUCUCAUUCAAACACUAAACAGAAAGAACGUGAGACCAGAGGACCACAGUGAGGACAGGAACCCAGGUCGACAGCUCGUUGUACUUUAAUGUGAGACACCCAAGGCUAAGACAUUACACCCAACACUGUCAUAAAUAAAAGGGAAGUCCAAUCAGUCAUCAAGGGCUCCAGAGUGAACAGCA